Dicentrarchus labrax (European seabass) is the source of this 3307-nucleotide messenger RNA. It is a transcript of the gene trim33l, whose product is annotated as tripartite motif containing 33, like. The coding region runs from base 234 to 2963 and encodes 909 amino acids. The transcript has 14 exons. Gene Ontology annotation, cellular component: chromatin; nucleoplasm. Gene Ontology annotation, molecular function: zinc ion binding; ubiquitin-protein transferase activity. Gene Ontology annotation, biological process: positive regulation of DNA-templated transcription. The record is from RefSeq and is a predicted model, not a curated record. Lineage: Eukaryota; Metazoa; Chordata; Actinopteri; Moronidae.
GAAAAACCUAGGCAGGAAGUUUGCUCAGCGCGGAGUUCUCGGUGGAAGGGGGUCCAACAGGUCUGCAGAAACAGGACUACAGUCAGGUCCAGGUCCGACCCGUAGACCCGGACCACACUGACCGGAGCAACUUACGGAAGUUUAACGGAAGUUUAACGGAAUCUUUUUUUAGGGGCGGAGCUUGGUCGAAAAGGGACAACGCAGAUGUGACGGACAUCUCGUCCCUCCUCAGCAUGGAGACGCCAGCAGAGCCCGGAAACAGCUUCAGUCAGCAGUGCAGCAGCUGUGACGCGUCCUCGGCCAGAUGUUGGUGUCAGGACUGUAAUGAAGCUCUGUGUGACGACUGCGUGUCGGCCCAUCGCAGAGUGACCGUCACCAGAUCUCACCGGAUCCUCAACCAGCCGCCGGCCGCCGGAGGCGUCUCCACUCCUCCCAUCAAGUUCUGCAGACUCCACCCGUCUGAGCCGCUCAAGCUCUUCUGUUUCACCUGCAGCCAGCUCACCUGUAGAGACUGCCAGCUCAUGGCUCACAUGAACCACAGGUAUCAGUUUGUCAGUGAAGCGUUGGACAACCUGAAGAAGCAUGUGGAGGACCUGGUUCAGCCAAUCAGAGCGCACAGAGACACCAUCAGACAGAGCAUACUGGACAUGGAGACCAGGAAGCAGGACGUUGUUCGCUCUGCGACUCAGCUGAGGAUGGAGUUACAGCAGUCUUACAACAUCUUAGUUCAACAUCUGAAGAAGAGGAUGGAGGACAUUUUAGAAGACGUCAAGAUGGUGUCGCAGACGGAGCUGGUUCUGAUCCAGCAGAGGAUGAGGAAGAUGAAGCAGCUGCAGCAGAAUCAACAGUCGCUGACUGAGACGGCAGAAAAAGCCCGAACCACCGACGACGUUCUGGCUCUGCUGUCCCACACGGUUCAGGUUAAAUCCCAGCUGAAGGACCUCGUGGAUCAGGACUCGUCUCCUCCUGAGAAGAUGUCCGUGAUGAACGUGGUCACUGAUUCGGACUCUCUGAGGACGCUGUUCAGUUUCGGUAAACUUAAUGUUUCCUGGGUCCCCUUCUCUGUCUCUCCAACCUCCAAUCAGAGCAGAGACACUCCAGCCUCCUCCUCCUCUCUCCCUCCCACCUCCCUCACACUCCUCCCCCAAACCAGCACCACCUUUAACUCCCCUGUUCCACCGGCUCCAACCACCUGCUCUACAUUAAUGUCUGCAUCCAACCAAUCCCGUUCUCCUGUGACCGCCGCCUCCUUCCGACAACCGUCGUCCUCCACUGCAGAGACAUUGUCUAACCCGGGGAGAGACCCAACACGGGGGCAGACGAACCAACCGGUCAGUUUGGGUUUCUACUCGUCGGCCGGCCCGUCUCCGUCCUGUAAGGUUGUCAAAGUCAUCCAACCGUCGGUGGGUCCGAACCAACCGGCCGCUCCCGGUCCGCCGACAAACGUUCACACUGUGUACCGGAUGUCCUACGUGCCUGAGUUCCUCAGUCCGGCUGCAUCCAAACCCAGUGACACUACCUCACAGAAGAGCCUGUUCCAUCUGUUGCCCCCUCCUUCCUCCUCCUCCUCCUCCCCCUCUCUCACUCUUUCUACCUCCACCUGUCUUUCACCCUCCCGUGGGACCCUCCCUCAAACCGGGAACACCUGUGACUCACCUGUUCCGGUCCACUGUCCGUCUACAUCAAGGUCUCCGUCCAGUCAGUCUGAUGCUUCCGGGAUGUCGACCACCAAACAACAUCCAUCCUGCGACACUCUGAGGACGUCUCACCUGGAGGAGAAGCGAAGUCAGGUGUCCACCUCAGUGAUCGCCACAGGAGACCAGAUCUCUGUCGGACUGGGUCCCACAGCGCCACCCAGCGUCCCUCUGUCCUGCUCCUCUCCGAACCACCAGCCUCAGAGUCCCGUGGUGAGGGCGGUGGCGGACUCCGCCUGUGACCGCAGCGUGCAGCAGGUCGCAGCAAGGCGGCAGGAACCUGCGGAGAACGAACCGACGUCCACUGUGUCUGAAGAAACCGAGCCUGCUGGGAAACUGCCUGCAGCUGAGGAACCGAGCUCUGUGAUUGGACGGCCGGAUUGCAGUCUGAGCCAAUGGCAGCCCACAGUGCCUCUGUUCAGACUGCCUGUGUCUAUGCCCCCCCCCGGGUGUCCCCUCCCUGGGUUUCGUCUGGUCCUCGGCGAUGCUGAAGAUGAGAUUUACCUGGAAGAGAUGAGUGAGGACUCUCAGUCUCAUGUUGAUGAUGUCACAGAUGAUGUCAUUGAGCCGCCGGAGUCUCCUGUGACUCUGGUGAUGGUUUCCUGCUCCGCCUGCGGGUCAGCCAACGCCUCCAUCAUCUGCUCAGCCUGCGGGCGGGGGUACCACCGAGACUGCCACGUUCCCCCUGUGGGACCGCACAUGUGGUCAGAGUGGAUCUGUUCUCUGUGUCAGGACCUGUCAGACCCCUCAGACCCCUACAGCUCUGACAGACCACAAAGACCUCAGAGUCCCUGUCUGGGUCUGCAGGACCAGAGGAGGUGUGAGAGUCUGCUGCUGUAUCUGAAGGUGGAAGGCUGCAGUCGACUGUCUGAGUCCGGGUUUGUUUGGUCUCAGCUGACGUUGUUGUCGGAGCGUCUGACUCUCCACCGACCGCCUUCAUAUCCAACAGCUGCAGAGUUCCUGACCGACAUCUGGAUUCUGCUCCGAGACGCAGAGGACGACGACGUCUUGAACAAACUGCGGGACAGUUUUCAGAGCAGGUUGACGCAGACGUUCGGUUCCGAGCUUCACCCUUCAGUCCUGAUGCCAACGGCCAACGGAGAGGUCAGAGGUCACGCCAAAGGGUCAGAGGUCACAUCACAGGAACAGGAAGUGGUCACCAGAGAGUUCCAACUGAGCACCGUGAGGAAGAGGCUGAGAGAGUUCCUGUCGGGGCCACGAGGAUCAAAACGGACAAAGCACCUGAACUGGACAACCUCUGACCUCUGACCUCCCGACGACCAAUAACAGUCUGAGAGGAAUAAACACAGGUGACAUCAGCACUGUGGAAUUCUGGGAACUGAAGUUCAAACUUGAUUUUUCUUUACGAGGAUGUGAAAGGAAACUUUUGGAAACGUUUUCGAACAAUAUUCAACUUUUGGUCUUUUGAUCGUUUCUGAGAACUUUUAGUGAAAACCAUGUUUAUGGUGGAAAGCCCCGAACGUUCUCUCACUGCGAGGGAAUGUUGAUCUGUUCAUUUUAUACAUUUCUACAAAGCUCAGCAAUCUGAUUCAUUCUGGUUUCAACUCUGUAAACUGAACAUUUUAAUAAAGUUAAUAAUAAGUUCCUACGCA